GCAGCCAGCCAACGCCUCGGCGCUCGGUAGCCCGUGGCGCUCAAGCGGCGGCUUCGGCGACGGCGAAGGGGAUGAGGAUGGCCGCGCUGGCGAGCCCGGCCGAGCGGGCCGUCUUGGAAGAAGAAUUUAAAUGGCUUUUACGAGAGGAAGUUCACUCCGUCCUUCGUCAGCUGCAAGAGAUCCUGAAGGAGGCUUCUCACCGCUUUAAUUUGCCAGCCAGCAGCUCAGAAGGGCCCGUGAAACAGGAGAACUUUAUACUGGGCAGUUCCAACGUUGACCAGGUGAAAGGAGUCCUAACUCUCCAGGGUGAUGCUCUGUGUCAAGCGGACAUUAACCUGAAAAUGCCCAGAAAUAACCAGUUGGUGCACUUUGCCUUCCGGGAUGACAAACAGUGGAAACUCCAGCAAAUUCAGGAUGCCAGGAACCAUGUCAACCAAGCAGUCUACCUGCUUACCAACCGGAGUGCCAAUUACCAGUUCAAGACGGGAUGCGAAGUUCUCAAGCUGAUGGACGCUGUGAUGCUGCAGCUGACACGAGCUCGGAACCGGCUCACCACUCCUGCUACUCUGAGCUUGCCAGAGAUCGCCAGCAGUGGACUCACGAAAAUGUUCACUCCAGCACUGCCCGGAGAUAUCCUGAUCAACUUCUACAUCAACCUAAAUAAGCUCUGCUUAACCGUCUACCAGUUGCAUCCUUUGCAGCCCAGUUCCACCAAGAAUUUCCGCCCAGCUGGAGGGUCCAUCCUGCAUAACCCCGGGGCCAUGUUUGAGUACGGAAACCAAAGAUAUGAAGUCAGCCACGUGCACAAGGUGGAGUCUGUGGUGCCCUGGCUGAACGAUGCCCUGGUUUUCUUCACCGUCUCCCUGCAGCUUUGCCAGCAGCUCAAGGAUAAGAUUGCUGUGUUUUCCGGCUACUGGAACUAUCGGCCCUACUGAUCUUCCUGCAGAGUGUGGUCCGGUCAGUUUCAGCCAUUCUCUCCCCGUGAAGAUCUCAUAAUAUAAACUGUUAACCUGUGAAGAACAUCCCAAUUCUGCCACUCCAUGGGUAGUAGCUGACGGGCAGGAGGCAACAUCAGUGUCUUUGUAUUCAGAAUGUCAUUAUUUAUUAGCACUUUAGAAGUACCUUCAUUCCUUUCCAUGGGCAUCAAAGCCAGGCUGAGCCAAUAAACACUGAUCAAACUGCACCCCGUUCGGGGGAGGGUGGGAAGGUUGUUACAAACGAGUGGGGAUGAAGAGCAGCCUUUGCUGACCUGCAUUGGGCUUGUCUCAGAAAGACCAACUAUGGGGUGGGUCACCUCUUGUUCCUCCCUUGUCAUGUUUUGGGUUUUGUUUUGCCUCCCGCCUGCCCUUUCUCUAGCCUUUUGCACCAUUGUGAUACUUAACUUCCAUAAGUGAAAGCGUUAGUUAGAGGGACACCUGGUUUUUUUGGUAGUAGGUCACCCCCUAUUUCUUAGAAGCAGAUAGACACUGCUGCUUCAUCAGGUCUUCCAGAGAACCUUUGCUGCCCACCAAACAGUAGAAAAGACCAAAGUGGUCUUGCUAAUAUAACAAAGUUGGUUGCUGCUAAACAUACGUGAAUCCUAAUCCCUGCUCCUAGUAUUGUGUGUGGAAUAAACCUGUCCGGUUCUCGUGGUUCGUGGCUUGGUGUUUUGGGAGAAGAACCUUUGACAGAGGAUUCUUUGGGGGAGAGGUGGUGGGACAUGCAUGAGAGAUGAAGAGGAAAAGAUGGACAAAUGGAACGAAUUUCUGUUUGCUCCAGAAUGGCUAAAUUCAGUCCUGGACCAAAAUAACCCAGAAGUUAAUUUUCUUGACAGGGAAGGAUCCAGGCUUUUUAUCCAUACUGGUUGGUGUAUUUUAAUCACAUGUGGAUUCUCCCCACCCUCUGUUGGGUCUGUCAAAGCUUGGAUGGAGGGGGAGGGGAGACAUCAAAACAAGCACCUUUUCUUCAGUCGCUUUUCAGCCAUCCAAGUUUAUUCAACAACAGUUCGAAACUUAAAAAGAUUCGCUGCAAUCGGAGAUUACAUUUUACACUGAAAAUUAAGACAUUGAUCUUGAAAAGUAACAAAUCUGGGAGGUUAGAACAAGAAGGUAUAAAUCAGUGGUGUCCAAUCUUGGCAACUUUUAAGACUUGCAGAGAAUUCUGGGAGUUGAAGUCCGCAAGUCUUAAAAGCUGCCAAACUUUGAACACCCUUGGUACAAAGCAUCCUGAACUGAUAAAAACAUUUUCAGUAUUGCAAGGAGAACAACGUUGUACAAAGGUGUUACAAGGUCUGGGCUGAUUCUAUAGAGAAAUCUAGGACAAUAAAAACAGCCGGCUCUUAACAUUUUGUGAGUUGUAUGUAUUCCUUUGCUAUUGGCACUUGAUGGAAAUGAGAUGGCCAAAGUAGACACCUUGUGACUGAGGCUCCAUUUUUAAAGCACAUAUUGACAGAUCCAACUAGUAGACCACAAGAUGUUUGCAAGCCUUUGCAAAGGAGGAUUAUCAUUGUUCAUGGACUAUGUUAGCUCUCUCCUUCUUACUAAUGAUCAGAAGCAGCCGAUAGUUGGCAACGGUGAGACUUCUUGAGUUGU
Molecule: messenger RNA, 2570 nt
Organism: Crotalus tigris (Tiger rattlesnake)
Lineage: Eukaryota; Metazoa; Chordata; Lepidosauria; Squamata; Viperidae
Gene: ROGDI
Product: rogdi atypical leucine zipper
Exons: 11
Coding region: 72-935 (287 amino acids)
Cellular component (GO): RAVE complex
Source: RefSeq, a predicted model, not a curated record